UCACUCAUCCACCUUACGGAACAGAGAAGGGGAAAAAAUGUCACCGGCUAUUUUUACUCCGACGACUCUUCCUCCGUCAACUACUACAUGGCCAUGUACCACAUCUCAGAAGCUCAUCACCAUUAGAUCACCACUCAAGCUCAAGUGUAGAGCCACUUCUUCAUCAUCAUCAUCUAUCACAGACUUUGAUCUCUACGACCUAUUAGGUAUUGACCGGAGCUCUGAUAAGUCUCAGAUCAAAGCAGCCUAUCGUGCGUUGCAGAAACGGUGUCAUCCUGAUAUCGCAGGAGAUCCUGGUCACGACAUGGCCAUCAUCCUUAACGAGGCUUACCAGCUUCUCUCUGAUCCGAUCACGCGUCAAGCCUAUGACAAGGAGCAAGCAAAAUUGGAAGAACUCAGAGGUUACACAGGGAAACCUAUCUAUUCGGUUUGGUGUGGACCAGAAACAGAGCAACGAGCUGCGUUUGUAGACGAGGUUAAGUGUGUUGGUUGCUUAAAGUGUGCUUUGUGUGCAGAGAAAACAUUUGCUAUUGAAACUGCUUACGGAAGAGCGAGGGUUGUUGCUCAAUGGGCUGAUCCUGAAUCCAAAAUCAAAGAAGCCAUCGAAGCUUGCCCUGUAGACUGCAUUUCAAUGGUGGAGAGAUCUGACCUUGCGCCAUUGGAGUUCCUUAUGUCAAAGCAACCACGAGGCAACGUGAGAAUCGGGGUUGGGAACACGGUUGGCGAGCGUGUCUCCAAUGUAUUUGUUGAUGUCAAGAAGUUCCAAGAAAGAUAUGCCAAAGCCAUGAGCAGAACCACAAAAGAAACUGCCCAGAGAGAAGUACAAAUAAGUGCAGUAGAGGCAAUAAGGUCCAUUUCCAAUUGGCUAUACUGGAGAUCAUCACCGUACACGAAACCAUUGAGUCCAGAUUCAAACAUGAGUCUAACUUUCACCAAACGAAAAAAAACAGUUGAUCCAGAUAUCAGAAAGCUUCAAGAUGCUGUGGCAGCAAUGAAACAAGCAGAACAGAGUGGGAAACGCAAAGCAAAAGGAUCAGCUUACAUGCUUGGAGAAGAUUAUUGGACUCCAUCAAACGCAGCUCUUCCCUCUUCUGGAAACAACAACAGUUACAAAGCUAGCUCGAAUCCGCAAGUGACUCGUAAGACAUUUUCUUCAGAAGAGAAACCUGCAAGUAGAAGAGACAAUAGAAGACAGUUCAGGAUAAAGAAAUUCCCAAUUGGGACAGCCAUAGUAGCAGUAUUCUUGGUUCAGUACCAAGCAAGUUACAGAGCCGCCUCUGAGCUCAACGACCAUAUCGGCGGCUCGCUGGCUCUAUCCAUAGUUAACAGCCCAUGGCAGCAGAUUUUGUUAGCCGGAAUUACAUGGUACUUCAUUGGAGCAAUGCUACUCCAACUUGUGGAAGCUGUCCAACACAAGCUAGAAGAUGAAGAAGUAUAGUCUUUGUAGAUAAAUCUUUAUGUACAUC
Molecule: messenger RNA, 1466 nt
Organism: Arabidopsis arenosa
Lineage: Eukaryota; Viridiplantae; Streptophyta; Magnoliopsida; Brassicales; Brassicaceae
Source: the annotation of a GenBank genome assembly